CUUUCGUACUUUGCUAUAUAUCCAUUCUACACUUUAAGUGCUAACAAACGCAUCAUGAGUGACAGUGUGGAGAAUGGCAGCAAAAGCGAGAGCGCCGAAGAUGGACUACCCAUAAAGCCGUCGACUACGUCUACGUCGACGUCAACGACAACAACAACGGCAGCAACAGAAGAAGCAACAACAAAACAAGUAGAAUCAGAUUCCGACAGCCAAAGCGAAGAAGAUGGCACUAUGGAUAUGAUUCGUCGCUUCUUUUCACAGACUUUUCAUUUGGCAUCGGGCAGAACUGCGGACAACGAAGACGCAAUUGUGGAUAAGGUAAUUCCGGAACUGACCUUUGACGGUCUAUCAUCGUACUGGCGCGAACAUGGCUUUAAAAACAUUGUGACAAUGGUGGGUGCUGGAAUCUCCACGUCUGCGGGUAUUCCGGAUUUUCGAUCGCCAGGCUCUGGUCUAUACAACAAUUUGAAGAAGUACAAGCUACCGCAUCCGACAGCAAUAUUUGAUGUGGACUACUUCCAAAGGAAUCCGACGCCUUUCUUUGAACUGGCCAAAGAGUUAUAUCCCGGCUCGUUUGAGCCGACGCCGGCCCAUUACUUUGUUCGACUGCUGCACGAUAAAGGCCUGCUACAGCGUCAUUAUACGCAAAACAUCGAUACACUGGAUCGGUUGGCCGGUUUACCCGAACACAAGAUCAUUGAGGCACACGGCAGCUUUUAUACGAACCACUGUCUCAAUUGCAACCAGGAAUACGAUAUGGCCUGGAUGAAGGCCAAGAUAUUCGCAGAUGAGCUGCCAAAAUGCGAGGAAUGUAAAGGACUUAUAAAGCCGGACAUUGUCUUCUUUGGGGAAAACCUGCCUGGAAAGUUUUACAGCAGUCCCGAGGAGGAUUUCCGAGACUGUGAUUUGCUCAUUAUCAUGGGAACAUCGCUGGAGGUGCAGCCCUUUGCAUCGCUCAUCCAUCGGGCUGGGCCCCGUUGCGUUCGCCUCCUUAUUAAUCGCGAUGCCGUUGGACGCUCCAGCUUUGCUCCUUGGAUGGAUAGCAAUGAACAGUCUUUACUCUAUGGCAAACCGAAGAAUACGCGCGAUGUGGCUUACCUAGGGGACUGCGAUGCAGGUGUCUUGGCACUGGCCGAGUCACUGGGCUGGGCAGACGAGCUCCAGCAGCUGAUCAGCAACGGACAGCAGAAAACAGAAGAAAAACCGGACAACACCGCUAAAUUGGAUGGAGAUGAGCCCCAGGUCAAGGAGGAGGAGACUGUGAAAUGACGCUAAAUUUAGACUAGUAUUCCCAAUUUGGUUUGCAUUAGAGAAUGCGUUGCUGUUACUAAGGAAAUUUUUUCAUGCGUGCAAUAUGUAUAUAUGUUUGUAUUUAAUUGCAUAAGAGUGUGGUGUAACCGGAUA
Molecule: messenger RNA, 1404 nt
Organism: Drosophila arizonae
Lineage: Eukaryota; Metazoa; Arthropoda; Insecta; Diptera; Drosophilidae
Product: NAD-dependent protein deacetylase Sirt2-like
Cellular component (GO): nucleus
Molecular function (GO): NAD+ binding; histone deacetylase activity, NAD-dependent
Source: RefSeq, a predicted model, not a curated record